Molecule: messenger RNA, 1257 nt
Organism: Cimex lectularius (bed bug)
Lineage: Eukaryota; Metazoa; Arthropoda; Insecta; Hemiptera; Cimicidae
Exons: 3
Coding region: 159-734 (191 amino acids)
Source: RefSeq, a predicted model, not a curated record
CAUUGCUGCUCCAGGUGUCAUCAGCCGAAAAUUGACAGCUGUUUUGAAACGCCAAGCCAUGAAUUAGAAACUUUCCGAAAAAAACCUAAAAAUCAAGUCAAUAUCAAGUCCUAAAAAAAAAUCAAGUCCCCCUCCCACCGCCAAACAACAUAUCGGAUAUGAGGUCUGCGUCGAAGCUGUUGUCGGCAGGAGGUCGCACCUUCUGCAGGGAGUCGAAGACGACCGCACUCACCGAGUCUGACCCGAGGGCACCGCCCAAUGGCUUCGACGACCUCAGGUCGUUCAUCAGGGCGAGCAAGACCACUUUCAGGAACGCCAUCGACUCGGCCCAACCGAGCGAGGAGGGACACGCCACCGUCUACACGGACUCGUACGCAAAGCUCAACUCUGGCAUAACUAUGCUCAAUAGGCAGAUCAGCGGUCAGCUGAAAAGGAACGAGGUCGUUGCCAAAAUGCUAGUGAACGUGGCUGACAAGCUGGCCACCUCCGGAGAGACGAUACGCACCGAGCCGUUCAUGACGAAGGGCGAGGCGAUGAAGCGGACCUGGGACGACGUCUGCAACGAGAUGAGCAAGCGAUGCACGGAGCUCGAGGACAAAGACGGCGUCUGCAAGAGGGAGAAGGACGAGAUCAACGUCAUCGUCAAGACGAUAGUCAACAAGGGGACGUCCGCCGCCAAGGAGAUUCAAAAUAGGAUUGAAGUACUUUCUGAAACCGAUGAGGAGGACAAGUGAUGUUUUUUUUAUAAUAAAAAUUUUUGAUUUUGUCGGUUUAUUGUUUUGUUUUUUAAAUUUUUACCACAUGUUAUUUCCCGGAUAGCAUCAAAUUGGCAUAAAAUGCAUUUCGGCUUUUAGAAAAAAAACUGUUAAAUUUCCCAGUGGGCCUCUGUUAAUUUUUUCUUUGUAAAAAAGCAAAAAGUUCAAAAAAACCAAAUAAAGACUUAGGCCUGUUUCCUUUCUCACACCACCGAUCAAAUUUUGCGUCAUGGAAGAGGCCAAGUUCGCCAGCAUCGAGGAGGAGGCGGCCUAUUACGAGAAGAACCGCCUCAGGAUCGAGAUGAAGCUGAAGAGGAUCGAGGAGAUGAUAGAGGAACAGGUAAAGAAGAACCACGAGGACAAGGCCAAGUACGGGACGGUGAUGGCUAAGCUGAAGACGAGCCGGAAGCCCGACAACAAGGACUGUGCCCCGACGCUACAGUCUUCAGAAGACGGGCUCGAUAAGACGGACGUCAACAAAUAAACUGAGAUGCUUUUUGUA